This is a messenger RNA of Porites evermanni, 8290 nucleotides long. The record is from the annotation of a GenBank genome assembly. NCBI's taxonomy places the organism in Eukaryota, Metazoa, Cnidaria, Anthozoa, Scleractinia, Poritidae.
AGUCAGCCAGCCAGCAAGAAGUUCCUCUCUUCUAAUCUGUGACAAAAAUUUGAGAUAUUCCUACUGCAGUAUUUUUUUAUAACUCGACUUUUGAAGAGAAAAUCAGUUCGCGAUGCCCGCGGAGAAGAUGAGACUACGCGCAUGGAUCGAACAACAAGCAGACAGCGGCAGGCUUCGAGGACUUCAGUGGGUAGAUCGCGAUAAAGGCAUCUUUAAAGUCCCGUGGAAACAUGCUUCCAGGCAGUGUUGGUCCGUGGUCAAGGAUGCUUGCGUCUUCGAAGCCUGGGCGGCGCAUACCGGCCGCUACAGACGAGGCAUCGACAAGCCAGACCCGCGAAGAUGGAAGGCUAAUUUCCGCUGUGCCCUGAAUGCUUUGCCGGACAUUCGUGAGCUUCCGAAUCAGGGCAUCGCGCGUGGGCAAGAUGCGUACAAAGUGUACCAGAUUAUCAGGAAAAACGACAAGAAAGAUUCUGGGCAGUCGAGACGAGGACAGAGUAAAUGUGAGUAUUUCAAACGGCCUGACCAACACAAGAUCGACUUCUAAGGCGACUUGCGCUAACACAAAUAUAAACAACGAAACUAUCUGAAACGCUGAUGAAAUCAAUUUUAUUAUCUUAUUCAUUAUUCAGAGUAGUUGUUUGCCGCUCGCACAUAGUUAAAAAAUUGCCUUGCUGCAAAUUAGAAGAGCAUAAAUCAACAGUAUGUACCCUGCACCAAAGGUUUGGGAUGCUUGAAACCUUCCUUGUGCAUAAACCCGUGACCCCCUUGUUCUCUAUCCUUAACGGAUUAGCAAGUAAAAUAGCCAUAACAAUCUUUGAAAAAAGGCAAAGAUCAUCUGUAAUUCACUCAUGUUGUAGCAAAAUCAAUGUUUCUACUCAACCAAAAUGCAGUGCCGAAAUCAACGAGCAAUAUUUGCAUCAGGCGAUAACUGCGCUUUAAUUCUAAGAAAAAUGAAUACAUGCGGAUGUUGGACAUUUUCCCAGAAAAAAACCUAAAUGACGUAAUUUGCAUAUAUGGUGGGUCGCUUUUGGAAACAUCAACGUUUAAAGCGGGAUUUCUCACCCAGUUUAAAGUUUUCAGGGAUGUUAAAUGUCGGUUUCCUGUUUUUAUUACUGCGCUGGAAAAAUUGGACUUCCCCGGGAUAUUUUUUCAACGAAAAUCGCAAGGUUGAUUAGGGCGUGGUUUCUGUAGUCGCACCCUAUAGUAAAGCAGCUUGGGACAUUUGUGGAUUCAGCAUUCAAGCUUGAGAGUUUUCAUUAAAAAUGCGCGACAAAAUACGAUUUUAAAGCUUGUUUCAGCUAAUGCAUAGAUCCUAAAUGAAACCUUGCAAAUUUUUUCUUUUAGCAACUGCAUAGUACACGGCGUCCAUAACGCGCACUCAUGUUUCGACAAGAGAGGGUUGUUUUUGGUUUUGACUAUUCCAAGAAAGCGUCAUGCUAGUUUGAACAUAUUAAAUCUUUAAACCAAGACAUUGCAUUAUCGCAUAAAAGCUAAGUGUUGCUUUAGGCACUUGCGACAAAGGUUCGAAAGUCUUGAAGAAUGUUUCGAUCUUAUGCAAAGAUAAGAUUGGAUCAUAAUUGGCAGAACAUAAACAUGGAAAUGGCCAGUCUAUUCAGUGAUUCUUUCUGAUAAUGGAUUUUGCAAUUUCAGGAAUGACAUCGCAGUAAAUUCUCCAAACUAAAGAAUUCGUAAAUUACCUAAUCGGUGAUCUUAAAUGAAACACGGUUUUCUGCAAAUAGUGUCUGUAUCGUAUGAAGUCUUUUUACCAUGGAAUUCAAUAAGAUAAGCCAUGUUGUGCCAUCUUUUUCAGAUGGAGUUUGAUCAUGUGAACUAAAUCUUUCUCUAUGGCCACUUGCCGAAAGUUUGAACGCUCACAGUAUUUCGUUGAAUUAAAAUAUUUAAGAAUUUUACUUGUUGAAGUCAAGAUUGCGAAAAUCGAUUCUGUUUGGCAGUGUGCAAACAAGAAGAUUUUAAUUCGAAACUGGGAGUUCAACUCCACAAAUUCGACAAAUUCAGCAAAUUUGUGCGAUAGGCCACAAAAAAUUCGAAUUCCUUUGCAGAGAGCAAUCUGUAUUCUGGCCGGAAAAACAAGGAAAAACUAUGCCUUGCGGAGGAAUACCCAUAUCGAGGAGGAUAUAUAUCACGAGAAAGAGUUUAAAGUGCAAGGCGGAACUUCGAUGCUGACUGCUCGUGUUGGCUGCUGAGUCAUGCCCGGCCGCAAGGGGUGCAGCAGCCACCAGCUCGCAACUAGUUUAUUUUGUUUUCUUUGCUACCUUCCAGUGAACAUCGUGUGUUCGUACAAGAGCGCGGUUGUUUCUAAAAGUACACUUUUAUUGAAGACUAAAGUUGUGGGCGCGUUUGUAAACGAAACGUCUCCGCAAACAAAAAAAAUGGGUUGCUUUGUCUCUUUAGAGAUAUAGUACAUUAAAGAAAGACGAACGUUUAUCUAGUGAGGUUUUUUCUGUGUAUCUACUGCGAUGAACAUAACUGGCCCGGUACAACCCAUCGACGCAAAUAAUUUAAUCGUUUUGUCUCAGAAUGUAGUCAAGGGUCACUUAUUGCGCGGUCUUUUGCGACAUUCCGACUACUUCAGGCUCUUAGAACACAGACUUAAGACCUCGGCUAUAAUUCCUGCGGGAAGUCAAUCUUGACUGAGUUUGAGUAAAAGUCAGUAAUUGCUUUCUUCUGCAGCAAACGCCUCAACGAGUACAGUGGUUUCUACAUCAACUUCAAGAGAACAUGCUAGUUCAAGAAAGUCUGCAAGAAGGGACCAAGAGGAAUCUGUCAAAAAUAGAAUUGCUGUAAGUAGAUACUGUUUCAUAUUGGCUACCAGAAAAUAAAAUCAGUACAAUUGUUAAUUUCAUCAAGACGAAGGUUGCAGCUUGGCGGAAAAUAAAUGCUGGCAAGGCCCUUACAUGGGGAACAAUAUUAUUAUUUUAUUUAUAGUUGCACGCAGGUUUUUAAUGGAAUACAGGUAGCGGAAAUUGCUUAAACCAUUUGUUUCCCAUAAAUGGGGAAAUAAACAUUAAAACAAAACUUCAGGAAAAUAGCCAAACUACUUCCAGAAAAAGUUCCGUGUGAUUACCUUGAAAUACCCUUCUUAAUAUAAUUAAAUCUUUUGCCACGACUAAAGGAUUUUAUGCUCUAAGUAGGUAUGAGGAAAUCGUUAACACUGAUAGAAUGAUGAACUAAAAAUGGUACACCUCGCUUUUUUUUCGGUAUGAUUGAGGCCGCUUGGCAAAAUAUUAAAGUCAUCUUUAAAGAUUCAAAAUGAAGGAAGGAAAGCCAAGUUAGUUUUGAAAAGCAACAACGAGUGAAUCAGGCUUAAAUGUUUUUCGCUUUGUUAACCUCUCGCUCUGUCAAUUAUACCCCUCGCAUUUCAGUUUUUGAGAUCGUUAAAUACCAUAAAAACAACAUAAAACCAAGUUCUCCUUAGGAACUUAUCAGACAAUCCGCAGUACGUUAGUGAAAGGGGUGGAAAGACAUAAAGUUAGGCGGUGUGAAUGUCAGUUUAUCCGGUUAGAUAACACUGUAAACUGUACGUUCAGAUAUUAUUUCUCAGAAAAACAUUAAAUAAGUAUUCAACACAAUUUAGAAAACUUACUGUUAAACUUUCGAACCAACGAAAAGGUUGGAAAACCGAAAAAGAAAAACGAAAAGCGCGUUCUGUAAGCUUUAAUGUGUUGUCACUUUAUUCACUGACAGGGAAUACUGAGUUUGUUUCAGGUGGCAAAAAUAGCCCUUUCGUUUAAGCGAGUGACGUUUAUAUUACCAAUUUUGCUUUGCUUCGGUCCGGUCACAGAACAUUACAUUUAUGAAUAUAUUUGCUUCAUUGCUUCAUUUGCUUCAUUAAUCUAUAGACAGUUGUGUUUAUAAGAGCACGGGCUUUUUCCCAUGAUAAAAUGAAAAUAAAAUGUUGGCCGUUCCUUUCUGUCGCUGCCCAAACCCUGUACUUAUAUUUGAGAGUGAUCUCAUUUGUAAUACAUUCGUAUAGCGUAUAGUAUUCCUAUCGUGGUGCCGAUUUUUUGUUGUUGCUUAGCCUAAAAACAAUAAAAACUUUAUGCGGGCGAAUGCGUCACUGGUUUUUCGGUAUACCACAAAUGAACCCACAGUGAAAGUAAACUUUCAGCUACUUGCUGGUCGAUAUUCUUAGUGCUGUAGUCUGAUUGUGAACAGGAUAGUCAAUUGAGCGUUUUCAAUCACGCGUGCCAACCAGCUAUACAAAUGUAUUGGAAACUGAAGAAGGUUUUUAUAGAAGAAAAAGGUUCCACUCUCAACAAACAUGGCCCACGUUUCAUUGUUUUGGGACACCAAUACGGCCGCUGUGACGUCAUGUAUGUGAAAACGUUUCAUAUUGAAAAAAAACAACGACAACGUUUAGUAGUACUUAUUGUUGUUAUCAAUGAGGAAUGAAACCACAACAGGCGGAUAUUUCAUAUACAUUAUUAUACCAAUACCUUCAGGUUUUCUUUUCGCAGUUGAUUAUAAGUUGCGUCUAACUGCCCGGCUUCAUUCAGGGACGGGUUCAACUAUAUAAAAUUCAUGUAUAUACAUCACUGAAACCAAUACUAUUUCCUUUAUUCAGGAACCACCGAGAAAGGCUCCAUAUUAUCCACUUGGUAGCAAGCCCUUUAGUGGGUUUGGUUUCUGGCCAACAUUUCACUGGCCUGCCCACCUAUUGGAUCAUGAUUACAUGAACACAUGGUUCGAUCCGAGACCUGUGAUGGAAGGUAAUGAUAUAUCGAAGGUUCGAGUCUUUUGCAAUAUGUUUAGCUAUAUUUUGUCUUUCUUCGGCCUGUCGUAAAUUACUACUUAUAACCCCCGCCCCUCCCACUCCUCUAAUAAGGCCCCCAGGUUACACGCCCCUGGAACCAAAAAAAAAUACAUCCGAUAUAUCCUCUGAUAUAAGAAGGCCCCCUCCAAAUGUUUUAAAAAGAAUUCGAUUUAUCAUGACGUUUUGAAGCUUAAUUCAAAACUAGUAAAUGAAAAAUGUCUUUUGAUGAGCACUGCUAUAGCUUGUUUCGAAGCGCUGUAUCUAUUCCGGUUAUAAGGUGAAGUCCCUCCGAUUAUCAGCUCUUCUAACACCCCUUGCCAAGAUGUUUCCGCUCAAGGUUUGUAAGCGUCCCUUUACAGUAAAUUACUUAAUAAGGACUAUCGGAGAUUCCCCGUGAUGACGAUUAUUUGCAGUCUGUCUUUUUUGAAUACAGUGGUGGAUCUAUGUAUGGUGGUAAGAGGAGGGGAAGGAAGUUUGGUGAACGAUCCCCUUAGUGUCACUUUUAAACCCAAGCCGAGGUCCAAGUUUACAUGAUGUGAAACAUUAAUUCUUAAGAUCAAUAUUUUCCUUAUCGCCACACGCUGCAUUAUUCUGGUACUGUCAAUACCAAUAUUACUCAGCGCGUAUCUCACUCGAAGAUCUGAAGUCUCUACCCUGAGUUCCAAAAAGUUGUUGGCUCCUGGGAGAGCCGAUAUAUAUUUUCAAACAUUUUAAUGUUGUUCUUGCCAGAUCUUUGAUAUCGAUGUUUGUGAAGUAUCUAUAAUUUUUCAGUCUUUAUUCAUUCGUUUUCUCCUUAUCUCAGACAAAGGAAUUAUGGCCCAGCCAGAUAUUAAACAAGAACCGUUGUCUCCCACUGAUAGAAUCUUGCCAUCAUGUUCUCAAGAAGGUGAAAUGGAAGAGGUAACGUGUUGGAUGUUUUUUUCUUGAGAAAUCAGUAUUUCUACCAGUAGUUAAUAUUCCGAAUGAAACAAAUCUUAGCUAUUAAUGGCCUGUACGCAGCUAAAUUCCCACUUUCUCCGGAUCGUUUGACAGAUUUCUGAAGAAAGACCGCAUUCCAUGAAGUAGAUCGCAGAAUUAUUCCUCGCUAAACAAUAAGCCUUUUUUAUAGUUUCUCUUUUUGCAUUUUGAAUAAAUAUGUCUCGUUUAUACUAUACAGUUCUUUUAAAAUAAAUAUUCACUCGUGUGUUCUUUCAAUUUUUCAGAGUUCCCCAGAAGUUGCCAAAGUUAUUGUCAAGGAAGGUGAGCGUUUUUUAAUUUAAGUGUUCUUAGAAGCAAAUAUUAUAGCUCUCUUACAUAAUGGAAUUACUUUAUGCAAUCUCACAAUUAAAAAACACUUUGAUUUUAAAAAUUAGAAAUCGCAGACUCAGCUUAAUAUUCUUGUUCCCUUAUUGCGGUCACCUCCCGACCUGUUCCUUAUAGUGCUUUUAUUUAGAUGAAACUGGAAGUAAUGUUGGUUUUAGUCAAUGUUCAAAAUAACUUUUGUAAGAGUAACAUGCAGUAUCAGCGCUGUAGCUAGUAUGAGGCCAACCGAGGCACUCGCCUCGGUAAAAUUUUGACGAAUUUCGCCGAUCAUUUUUAUUUUACAUAAGAGAUCAUCGGAUAUUUUUAACGCAUCAUGAUAUUACAAAGAAUUCAACAAUUCAGUCAAUAUACUAUGAAAAAAUUACCAUAUCAUCGAUCUCAAGGGGCUACGUACGUUAACUCAAAUUUUUUUUGAACAAAUACUGAUCAAAACCAUUGGCGAGGUUAACGGUCACCCAGAUUAUGUAGCUUGUUUCUGAUUAUUGCUUUUUAAAUUCCACUUAAAUUAACUCGAAAAAAAGGUUACCGAAAGGCCCAGAAAACGCUGCAAAUCGCAUUUCCGAGAGACUAAAGUUCAAAAUUUCUCGGGGGGGCGGGGGGGGGGGGCAUGCCCCCGAACCCCCCUAGCAACUCCCGCCCGCCUCGGUUGGCCGUUUGGUCUGGCUACGGCACUGAGUAUACAUGUCAAAAGGCUUUAUCUCAUAAGAAUAACUUGAUAAAAAGGUUUUUUCUCUUAUCCUUUGUAGAGGAUGAAGUUCCCAGCGACCAAGAAAUCAUUGACGUAAGUUUUACAGUUAAAUGAGUGUCGGCUCAAAUCAGAACUAGAAACGUGUUUACCUGAUAAACUACAUUCAGUAAUCUCUACGUACGUCUCAGUUAAAAAAAAACUACAACUAGGCUAAAAACAAAAUGGAAUCCGUAAAGCAUGAUACCUUCGUUUUUGUUUUAAUGUUUUAUUGUUUUUUUUUUCUUGACAUUGAAUCGUCUUAUUAUUUAUAGCUUGUGGACCAAAUGUCAGAACAAAGCAAUUCGUCUUAUGAAGACUUGGACGCGCUAGAAGCAGCCAGUGAAGAAGGUAGGAUAUUGAACAAUUUAUUUUCUAGCCGGAACCGUGUAACCGUGGUACCAACAGAAAAAGAAAGAUCAGCACAGGGGGUCAUGACAUAAAAAUGAAAUGGAAAUAAAAGUUUUAAAUUAGUUUCAACUGUUAUGAGGUUAACCAAAUUUAAGGUCUUAGUCAUGUGAAAGGAUCAUUAAAAAGUUUUAAGUAACUGACAAAUUGUGGCACGAAACAGCUAUUUGCGACUAACAAUUUUACGUUUAGCGACCGAAAGUUUAAGUUGAACGCCUCGGUUACGAUUACGAUUACAGAUUAACCCAACUGGGCCUACGAGAUCCUAUCGAUCUUUCACCUGCGUAGAUAUAGCUUACUUUUUUAUGAUGACGAGUUUUUCCUUUUUUCAGUAUUUAAAUAGUGAAACGUCCCUGAUCUUUUGUUUUGCUUCUGUUGUAUAGAUUUUACAGAGAGUCCACCCAAAGCUACUAUGAGGCCUCCACUGCGGCUGGUCAUAAAGACCGAAGACUCUUCCGGUUAUGGGAACGAGUAUGCGACUUCGCUUCCUCUUACACCUGACUCUACUAGGGAGAUUUUAAGUGUGAUCAGCAGGUGCUGAGUAAUCUUUCACCGUCCUUUACAAUGGCCACUUUCAGUAACAAAUCUUUUGAGUUAUCAAAGCAUUUCUUCUUUUCGCUAAAGUAAAAGAUAUGGCGGUUCAAUUAAAUUGUUCUAAGGACAACGCUGUGUCGACGGAGAGAAGGAACAUUAUGGACAUGAAUUUUGACAUCAUCCCGGGUCACUGGCACAGUUGUCUGGGCAGACUGACCACAGGAGUUUUUACCGCCGUCGCUGGAUGGCCCAAGGCCGUGUCCACACUAGUCCAGACGUUUGCUUUUACGUCUUAGUUGUGUUCACACGAAAAUGUUGCAACGAUCAUCGUUAACGCUCUCCAGAAAUGAUAAGCUUGUAAACGCGGGUAAAUAUUGUUCUCGUGAAAAAAGACUCGUAUGGACAUAGGUUUGUUAGAAACGUCAAAAAUGACCGAGGCAAGAAAUUUGCAACAAGAAAGAAGUCAACGGACAAAAAUUCUGUUACGUCAACUUAACCAAUUGUUACCCAUAUACUGUAAACAGUAAGGUUAACAAUAAUAAUGUAAC